Molecule: messenger RNA, 426 nt
Organism: Microthlaspi erraticum
Lineage: Eukaryota; Viridiplantae; Streptophyta; Magnoliopsida; Brassicales; Brassicaceae
Source: the annotation of a GenBank genome assembly
AUGAAGAUGAAUUCUCAUAGUCGACCAAAACCUGUAGAGCAACUGCCUAAGAUCUUCAAGCUAUGUGGUUCACCAACAGAAGAUUACUGGAGGAAACUGAAGCUACCACCUUCAGCUGCGUUUAGACCGGCGCUUCCAUAUGGACGACGUGUAGCAGAGAUGUUCAAGGAUUUGCCGUUGAAUGUUCUCUCGCUUUGGGAAGAUUUAUUCUCCAUAGAUCCUGACCAGAGAGGCUCUGCAGCCAGAGCUCUUGAGAGUGAGUACUUCAAAACAGAGCCGUUUGCUUGUGAUCCAUUGUCUCUACCAAAAUAUCCGCCAAGCAAAGAGAUUGAUGCUAAAAUCAGAGACGAUGAAAAGGCAGCAACAACAACAGUGACCAAACCAGGAGAAGCAAGACUUUCAGACAGCGACCAAACUAGGACUUGA